Dioscorea cayenensis subsp. rotundata (Guinea yam) is the source of this 607-nucleotide messenger RNA. Its product is annotated as rRNA 2'-O-methyltransferase fibrillarin 1-like. Gene Ontology annotation, molecular function: rRNA methyltransferase activity; histone H2AQ104 methyltransferase activity; RNA binding. Bases 239 to 607 code for a protein of 122 amino acids. The record is from RefSeq and is a predicted model, not a curated record. Gene Ontology annotation, cellular component: nucleolus; small-subunit processome; box C/D methylation guide snoRNP complex. NCBI's taxonomy places the organism in Eukaryota, Viridiplantae, Streptophyta, Magnoliopsida, Dioscoreales, Dioscoreaceae. Gene Ontology annotation, biological process: box C/D sno(s)RNA 3'-end processing; rRNA methylation. The transcript is spliced from 4 exons.
UUCUAGUGUUUUUAAAUUACCAAAUAGUGUUGUUUUGGCUUUUUUGAUUAAUUUGUAUGGUUUCGGAUUGAUUUCUGAUGGUGGGGGUGGAUUUAUGGGGAGGUGUGAUCGAAGGGGAAGAGGGAGAGGAUGUGGUGGUUUGAGAGGAGGGCCGGAAGGUUGUGGCGGUGGAAGAGGCCACAGACGUGGCGGCGAUGGUAGAUGAGGUGGGAAGGGUCGUGAAGGACGUGCUGGAGGGAUGAAAGGCAGUAGCAGUGUUAUCGUUGAGUUGCAUAGGCAUGAUGGAGUGUUCAUUGCGAAGAGGAAGGAUGACGCUCUUUGCACUAGGAAUUUGGUUUCUAGAGAGUCUAUUUAUGGUGAGAAACGUGUUGUUGUGCAGGCUCCUGGAACACAAGUACUGUACCUUGGAGCAGCAUCAGGAACAACUAUGUCUCACAUCUCUGACAUUGUUAGACCCUUGAGUUUUCACUUAGGAGCGGCAGGGAUCUUGUUAACAUGGCAAAGAAGUGAACGAAUGUCAUCCCCAGCAUUGACGAUGCAGGAAGUGGGCAUGGUGGUGGGGGUGGAUAUAUGGGGAAAAGUGAUAGAGGAGGGAGGGGGGGAGUGA